Molecule: messenger RNA, 1112 nt
Organism: Amphimedon queenslandica
Lineage: Eukaryota; Metazoa; Porifera; Demospongiae; Haplosclerida; Niphatidae
Product: cytoplasmic dynein 1 heavy chain 1-like
Exons: 3
Coding region: 651-959 (102 amino acids)
Biological process (GO): microtubule-based movement
Cellular component (GO): axonemal dynein complex
Molecular function (GO): dynein intermediate chain binding; dynein light intermediate chain binding; ATP binding
Source: RefSeq, a predicted model, not a curated record
AACUUAAGCAGCUCAGAACUUGAUUGGGUGCAGUGUAGUUCUUGACCUACCUUUGUAAUCAAAUCAAGUUUAGCAUUUGGAAAGCAUUAAAGAUAGCUAGAAACAGUCACUGCACAAAUGAUAUGGCUAGAUAGGCAACUGUAGCAAUGUAGUCCAAGUUAGUUCAGGCUGUGACAGACAUUCAAAGUCAUUCACAUCAACAAAGAUAGCAUAUCUGCUUUCUUAACAUUCCUUGCCGUUGCUUUGGACAGCAGUAUGCGAGUACAGUAAGUCGAGUUAUCAGCAAAAACAAAUUUCAUAGUUACUUUAUUGCAUCUAUAACCUUGCCUGGCUGUUGGAGAAGCCUUUGGACAGAAUUUCUGUCUUAUUUUGCUGCUAGAAAACUCACAACUUUUCCCCGUGUGUUGGUCACCAUUUUAUUUCAUUGUGGCCACUCCCACUUUUAAUGAAAUAUUGAAAACUAAAUUUAUAUACCUUUUCAAUGCAUAGCAUCUACCAUAUUACGCAUGAAUAGGGGUGACGUACAUGUACAGACAGACAAACAUACUCGUCUCGUUUAUGUGGAUAAUAAUUGUAUAUGUUUUUAUUUUAUUUCUUGCCUUUUUUAGUCUUGCUAUGACAAAGCCUGAUCGGCCCCUUAUUGCCAGGUGAUGUUGUACUCUCAGGGUUUCAGGACUGCCGAGACACUCGCUAGCAAGAUAGUACCUUUCUUUAAAUUGUGUGAUGAGGAGUUAUUCAAUCAGUCUCAUUAUGACUUUGGUCUGAGAGCCCUAAAGAGUGUACUGGUGAGUGCUGGUAAUAUCAAGAGGGACAGGAUCCAGCAACUGAAGCAAGAACUGGCAGCUCAAGGACAGACACUGGAGGAAACACUGGUCGAUAAGGUACUGCAGAUAUACCAGAUUCAAUUGUUAGCUCAUGGUGUGAUGAUGGUUAGCCCCAGUGGAAGUGGAAAGUCUUAAGCUUGGAAGGUUCUCCUUAAGGCACUUGAGAAGCUAGAAGGUGUUGAGGGUAUGGCUCACGUCAUGGAUCCCAAGACGAUAUCAAAGGAUAACCUUCCGGAGUACUUGAUCCAAACACUAGGGAAUGGACUGAUGGACUGUUUACUCACAUAC